AUGGCGGAUUACAUACCUCUAACACAAGAGGCAAUAGCACAAAUCGAAGAAGAAACAGCGAAAGACCCUAUAUUGCAACAGCUCCAGCUUAUAAUUCUACAAGUAUGGCUAAACAAGAACAACCUUCCACCCGAUCUAAUCCCAUAUUACAGCUACCGAGAUGAGGUAGUGGUGCAACAUAACAUUAUAUACAGAAAUGAUAGAUGUGUCCUACCGAAAUCGAUGAGAGCAAAUACCUUCCAAAAGAUACAUAGCUCACAUCUAGGCAUAGUUGGAUGUCAACGUCGAGCCAGAAAAUGCAUAUUCUGGCUCGUUAUGACUGCUGACAUUGCAGCUUAUGUCAGACUAUGCAAAGUUUGUCAAGCUCUUGGCACACAGCAGCAGAACGAAACGCUAACACCACACCAAAUCCCAAGUAGACCGUGGAGCAAAGUCGGACUGGAUAUCUUUACGCUUUCAGAUCAGCAUUAUCUGAUUACAGUCGACCACUACAGUAACUUUUGGGAGAUAGACCGUUUCGACAGUAUCGACUCAGCCACGGUCAUCAGAAAACUGAAAAGUCAUUACGCAAGAUAUGGUAUUCAAUCAACAGUUGUAUCAGACAAUGGACCACAGUUUACGUUAAAUAAAUUCAAAGACUUUGCCAAGACAUCAGUUUGA
This is a messenger RNA of Corticium candelabrum, 660 nucleotides long. RefSeq lists its product as uncharacterized. The record is from RefSeq and is a predicted model, not a curated record. The transcript has a single exon. Gene Ontology annotation, molecular function: nucleic acid binding. The coding region runs from base 1 to 660 and encodes 219 amino acids. NCBI's taxonomy places the organism in Eukaryota, Metazoa, Porifera, Homoscleromorpha, Homosclerophorida, Plakinidae. Gene Ontology annotation, biological process: DNA integration.